AAUAGUUGUAAAAAUAGAUUCUUUAAGAUGUAGAAAAUAUUAGAUGAAAAUUAAUAAACUUAAAUGUUUGACUUUAGCAAAAUGUCUUUCAGGAUUUUUGUAUUAAAAAUUAGAUGAAAAUAUCAAGUAUGAUAAAAUAUUGUUAGAUUUAAUCUGUAAAUAAAAUGUUAAAAUAAGCAGAAGUUUAAUAAAAGAGAAAAUAAAUAAAAGUUUAAAGAAGUUUGAAGUGAAACCAGGAAGAAUGAGAAAAGAAAAUAGUACAGAUAGUAUUAAUAUUACUGCUGAUAAUAGUAAUAUUAAUAACAUUAAUAUUAAGAAGAACAACAGAGAAGAGUAAAACUGGUCCAGUCGAAUCCCUGGUUCUGGUUCUGGUUCUGGUUUCUACCAGCCAGAGGAGGAAGUGUCACUUCUCUAUCAGACGGUGAACUGCUGGCCCGUUACCAUGGAAACUGGACCCAGGUCAGGCCUCUGUCUGGAAACCUGCAGUAAACGUUUCUGUUCCCGGUUCGGUUCUGCUCCUGAGCCCGGCCCAUGGCAGGAAGUGACAUCAUCAGCCUCUCCUGGGAGCCGCUGUAAGCUAACGAGCCGCAUUGUGUUAGCGGGACAGGAAGUCUAUUUAUGCUGCUGGAUGCAGCGCGGCUGUUGUUGAUGCUUCCUGUCGAGGAGACGCAGCCGAGACCCGUCCAGCUGUCCACGCGUCCAGCUGUCCACGCGUCCAGCUGUCCACGCGUCCAGCUGUCCAUGCGUCCAGCUGUCCAGGUGCUUGGUCCAUCUACCUGUUGGGACACCUGGAUGUGUGUUAGCGCCUCCUACUGGCUGUGCUGUUGUUGCUCCAGCUGGCAGCAGAGAAAUCCUGAGGCUGCUGCAGGAUACGGAGGACUGGUGCUGCCAAAACUUUAUUCAUAGUUGCUUUUAACCAUAACUAACUAUAUUAUUUAAUUUUCCAUUUCUUUUCAUUUCCAAUCAAAUUUGUUUAAUAAUUACUUUUCUUUGCCUAAUUAUUUUGUUCAGAUUCUAUAUUUAUUGAAUUUUUUUUCAAUUUCAUUUUUAGACUUUUGGAUGUAAUAUUUUCCACAUUAAUCAUUUUCUCAAGUCAUUUGUUUAUUUCAGUAUUUGUGGUUGUUUAUUGGCAGUAGCAGUCCUCCAUAGUAAUGAAGCAGCUGCUGAUUCAUAGUAGAAACCACAAAGACCAUAAGCUUUAGUUUAAAAAAUGUGUAGUCAUUUUAAAAAAACUAAAAUUUACAUUUUUAAAAAUUAUUUUGAUUUUUUGUCUUGUAGUUUUUAAUUUUUUUAAAUUUUGUAAUUCAUUUUUAUAAUAUUUUGCUGUUGAUGUAAAAUCUGGUCAGUUUCUUCCUGCUUGUAUUAAAGCAGUUUUUCUGCAUUAAUUAUCAGAUUAAUAUGACAUAAAGAUGAAAACUGGAUCUGGACGCUGUAGAAACAGGAAGUGAUGUGGCAUCAUUUCCUGCAGGACUCAGAGUCAUCUUCACAGGAAACCAGCCAAAAAUAAACCUGGCUGGUUUUGUUUGAGGAAGUGAUGCUCGUUACCGUGGCAACGUGUUCCACAGGCAGGCCUGCAGCCGCGUUGCCGUGGCAACCAGCGGGGCAGCGGGACAGCAGAGUGUCAUGCUGGCUGUGGAUCGCAGCGCUAUGUGGUGAGCAGCAGGGGGCAGCAGAGAGCUACUGUUCAUAAAGGUUCAGUCAGGCUCUGAUAUGAACAGAGGUCAAAGGUCAGCAGUCAGACACCAAACAAACAGCCCUUCAUGUUUCCACUGAUCGCUGGUGGAGAUUAAAUCCACUUCCUGUUGGGUUUCAGCUGAAACUGGCCAAUCAGAGCUCAUGUUGACCGAAUUGUAUGGAAAGCAGAUUUACCUGAAAAUCAGAUAGGAAAAGUUCAUCUGAGCUGGUUGACUUUCUUUCUUUCUUUUUCUCUUUUUUUCUUUCUUCCUUUUCUUCUUCCUUUUCUUCUUUCUUUUCUUCUUUCUCUCUCCCUCCCUCAUGUUUUGGUGGAAAGCAAACAGAGAGUUUUAUGUUUGAUCAAAUGAAGGUUGUGCAGUGUCUGAGAGUUGCAGGUUGAAUUCCCUGCUGGGUUUGUAUUGUUAGUCUCUCCUGGGAGUUGAACCGUCGGCCUGUCCCUCCUCCUCCUCUCCUCCAGGAUUAAAGGUUUGUAUUAUAACUUCAUGAAUGUGUGAUGAGCUGCUCUCCAUCUGUGCUGCAGCUGCCUCUCUGUCAGCUCCUGCUGCAGCUUUGGGCUUCAGAUGGAUCUACGGUGUCCCUGAAGGCCCAGAAAGUCAAAGCACAGCCAUCAGGAGAACAUCCAGGUCUGAUCCUGGUUGGCACAGGAUCCCCCCGACCUGUGGUCUCCAUGGCAACAGAGCAGCAUAUGCUUGGUGGAGCAGGAGCUUCCUGUCCGGGUUCACAUGGAUCGGAUCCUGACCCAACAGAACCUCCUUGCUGCCCCUCCUGGUCACUGCUGGUCACUGCUGGUCACUGCUUCCUGCUUUUCUUUGCUGUUUUUGAGUUUUUUUCUGCUGGAAACUGAAACCUGCGUGUGCACAGUGAUGAUGCUGUCAGCAGGGGUCCUGCUGCUGCCCCUCCCCCACCCGCUGCUGGUUGACCCAGUUUCCAGGCUGCAGGGUGAGGCAGAGUGUGGGAGGAAGAUGCUGCAGCUGCUCAGGUUGUUGGUUCGGUUCCACCUGCAGUCACACCUGCAUCUGAAUAAAUCCGGACUUUAGUUUCCGGAUCACGGGGGAUAAAAUCGGCUGCCAACGCCUGGUUCUGUUUGGGCCGGGUCGGCGCCGUUCUCCUCACAGUGACCGCUCCGGCAGCCGCUGCAGCGCCGCAUGCAUAUUUCAUAGCAUAGAGAGACGCAGCAGCAACACGCAGCCAGUCUGCUGGUUUCCAGGACUUUACCGCUCUGAGGUCCUGGUGCUGACCCGGUUCAGGUUCUGGCCGCUCUGACCUCAGCUGGUCUGUCAUCCUUCAUGUUUCCGUCUGUCCUUUUGGUUUUGUGAAUCAGAAGGAGACGAGAGCAGCUCAGUAUUUCAUAGAACUAUUUACAGAGGAACAGUUCAGUUUUCUGAUCAACUAUCCAAUAGAUCAAUAAUUAUCUGAUGUGUAAAUAUAUCAAAAUAAACUUUUAUCAUUCAGGAAACCAAACAGUUGCUUCCUGGUUCUGAUCCGGUUCCACUGGGUUCAGUUCAAACUGGUGGAACCGUUACUGAUUAUUGACGACCAGGAAAUCUAAACAGAAUCCACCAAUCAGUCGCCUCUCACCUUUAAUCAACUACUAGGGCUAAAGGUCAGUCCUGUGGGGGUCAGAGGUCAGCAGAUAAACCUUAGGGGAGAAUCUGCUGAGGUUCUGACCCGUUUAACCUCCAACAGAACUCUGGAAGGAGGGAAUGUUUUCAGUGUGACACAUGAAAAUCACAGAGUGAGGAAGAAGAGGAGGAAACAUGAUGAAGGUCUGAGGUGAGGAUGAAGGAUUAGGCUCCACAAACUCAUGCUUAGCUCCUCCCACUUCUCCAGACGACCUCUGACCUCUACAACUGGUUCAAGGGAUCCAGACCCUAAAAGGUCAAAGUUGAAAGUUGUUUUCCUGUCAACAGUCUGACCAAGUUACUACUGCAGGAAACACAGAAAAAGAAAACAGGAAGUGGAACCCAGGUAGGCGGGGCUUCUUGCUCCAAGGCCUGAAUGAGACGCUGACGUCUCCUCUGAUUGGCUGACAGAUGAGCGCUAGCGCCACCAUGGUUCUGAGUUCUGAAUGAAUGAACUGUAACUGUUUCAUCCACCAUCGUUAUCAUGUGAACACAUGAAUUCACAUUUGAUUGAAGCAACGCCUCCAGGUUGAGUUUUUGUUACAUCAGAAUAAACAAACAUCUGUGAUGUGACCAGCUGGACAGGUUGGACGUCUGAGAACCGGGUCAGAACCCAGACUGGAGGUUCUGCUGGGAACACUGGGAGACCCGGAGAGGCUGAGGGAUUUUCCCACAGCUUCACUGGAACCACAGCAUCGUCUGCAAACAGCUGGACCAACAUGGCAGCUCUACUGGGCUCUAUGGAGGGAACGUGUUGGGUUCUACUCUGGUUCUGGUUCUGGUCAGAGGAACCGGCCCAAACUGGGAGACGGAACCAGCUGGGACUGGGAGUCUGUUGUUGGAGCUGCAGAUCUGCCUGAGCCUGCAUGGCUGCAGGGAGGAAGAGGAGGAGGAAGAACCAGCGCUGUGGGGAGAGAGAGAGAGAGAGAGAGAGAGCCGGCUGGAAAACCUGGACUGGAGACCGGAAUGAGGACUGGAACCUGAUCUGUUUGGUUUGUGAAGGAAGAGAUCAAAAAUAAAUGUUUCAGUCAAAAUGGUCCUGCAAGUUUGGACACCUUCAGUUGAUCUAAACUUUUAACUCUGGAGCCAGAAUUAAAAAUUAAUUUAUUAUUUUAGCUUUACCUGUUUAACAAUAAACCAGUUUGUAUGAAAAUAAAAACAUAAUUUGACUGUCGGCUUAUCAAGAAAAAGAUCAUUUGUUGGUUAUUAAUUAUUUUCUAUUUUUUCUUGACUUGUAGUCGGGCCGAACAAACUCAUUUGAAGGGCCACAAAUGGCCCCGGGCCACAAUUUGGCCACCCAGGAGUUAUUGUUUGGUUUAUUAGUCGUUACAUUUAAAUAAACUCAGAGCUCAGAGUAGAGGCAGGUUUUCCCUCCGUCAAACUUUCUCAGGAAUGUUUGUCAGAUGGAUGUGAUGUGAGUGUAGCUCCGCCCCAGUCCGCCUCUGGCGCUCCGCUCCAGGUUUCCUCCCCUCCCAGCUCCUCCUCCUGCCGCUCCGCUCCAGGUUUCCUCCCCUCCCAGCUCCUCCUCCUGCCGCUCCGCUCCAGGUUUCCUCCCCUCCCUCUGUGUGGGUGUCAGUGAUCAGUGGAGCGGCUCAGACAGCAGCAGCACUCUGGAUCUCCUCGUUGCUCAGCGGCAGCUGAAAACAUUGAGGCGGCGGCGUUCUGGUCCCAGGUGAAGCAGGGGGGAGGAGGAGCGGCAGACCGGAGGGGGAGGGACGCCAUGGCGGCCGGAGAGGAGCCGGGUCAGUGAGAAACAUCUGGAACAUCAGGAUGCUGAUGGAGAGGGGAGAGCCUCAGAGGAGGACCGUGUACCGGAUCUCCCUGACGCUGGUGAAGAGGGAGAACCUGGGGGGCUCAGAGGAGGAGGCGGGGCGGGGGAGUGGCGGGCUGGAGGAGGAGGAGCCAGAGCCGGCAGCGGCUCAGGGCGGCAUCAUGAGGAGGUUCAGGACGUUCAGCAUGGGUCAGCUGGAGCUGAGCCGGCUCAGGGCGUCCCGCAGGGCGCAGCGCGACGAACCGCGGCACGAAACCGCCGCCGCCAAGGUGAGGAGGCUCCUGAAGGCCCACAGCAUGGAGGACCGGGGCCCCCCACUGCCCGGGGCCCUCCCGAAGCCCGGCCUGCUGCAGCGCAGCUUCAGCUUCAGCGUCAGGACCCGGAUGAGCGGAGAGCUGCUGCGGCUCCGCGCCGCAUCCAAAAACGGAUCGCCACAGACCCCGCCCCCUGAUCAGGCCCCGCCCCCCAGGACCCGGGAGAAGAGCCGCACCCUGGAGGUGGGGGCCGUCCUCAACAGGGCCGACUCGCUGACCCAGCUGAGCCGCCAGAGGGCCGGCGCCGCCAAGAACCGCACGCUGGACAACAGUGACCUGCAGCGGCGGGACGCUCAGGGUGACGGCGCCACGCCGCGGGGGGGCGACCGGCGACUGGGGCGCUUCUUCAGCGGGUUCUUCUCCAGGCCCGGCCCGACCCGGAGCCCCGGGGUCGGCAGGUCGCUGCGGCACGGCGCACCACCGUCCAGCACGGAGAGCGUAGAUGGGGGCGGAGCCAAUGGCAACCACGACGCCUUCGUCAACAGCCAGGAGUGGACCCUCAGCCGGACCGUACCAGAACUCAAAGUGGGCAUUGUGGGUAAUCUGGCCAGCGGGAAGUCGGCGCUGGUCCACCGGUACCUGACAGGAACCUACGUCCAGGAAGAGUCUCCUGAAGCUGACGUGGAUGCAGGAGGGCGCUUUAAGAAGGAGAUCGUGGUGGACGGACAGAGUCACCUGCUGCUCAUCAGGGAUGAAGGAGGCCCCCCAGAGGCGCAGUUCGCUCUGUGGGUGGACGCCGUGGUGUUUGUGUUCAGCCUGGAGGAUGAGAUCAGCUUCCAGACCGUUUAUCACUACUACAGCCGCCUGGCGUCCUACAGGAACACCACCGACCUGCCGCUGGUGCUGGUGGGAACCCAAGACGCCAUCAGCUCGUCCAACCCGCGGGUGAUCGACGACAGCCGCGCCAGGAAGCUUUCCAACGAGCUGAAGCGCUGCACCUACUAUGAGACGUGCGCCACCUACGGGCUGAACGUGGAGCGCGUCUUCCAGGACGUUGCCCAGAAGGUUGUUGCCGUCAGGAAGAAGCAGCAGCUCUCCAUCGGACCCUGCAAGUCUCUCCCCAACUCUCCGAGUCACACGUCCGUCUGCGCUGCUCAGGUCUCGGCCGUCCACGUCAGCCAGUUGCAGACCAGUAACGGCGGCGGCAGUCUGAGCGACUACUCUUCGUCGGUUCCUUCCACGCCGAGCACCAGCCAGAAGGAGCUGCGCAUCGACGCGCCGCAGGCCACCAACACACCCACGCCCGUCAGGAAGCAGUCCAAACGCCGCUCCAACCUCUUCACCUCGAGGAAGGCCAGCGAUCCGGACAAAGAGAAGAAAGGUCUGGAGAAUCGGGCCGACAGCAUCGGCAGCGGGCGCGCCAUCCCCAUCAAACAGGGCAUGCUGAUGAAGAGGAGCGGCAAAUCCCUCAACAAGGAGUGGAAGAAGAAGUACGUGACGCUGUGCGAUAACGGACUGCUCACCUACCACCCCAGCCUCCAUGACUACAUGCAGAACGUUCACGGUAAAGAGAUCGAUCUUCUGCGAACCACCGUUAAGGUUCCAGGGAAGAGGCCGCCGCGGGCCGUCUCCGCCUGCGGCGCCGGGUCCAACCAGAACGCCAACGGCCUGGUGAAGGACAUGAGCAACGUCCAGCUGGGACCGGCCUCAGGCUCGGUGUCCAGCAGCGUGUCGGCGUCCCAGAUGGCCAGCGGCGUCAGCCUGGUGUCCUUCAACAGCCGCGGCCUGGACGGCCUCCACCAGCGCUCCUACUCCGUCUCCAGCGCCGACCAGUGGGCCGACGCCACCGUCAUCGCCAACUCUGGAGUCAGCACAGACACUGGCUUGGGCGACUCGGUCUGCUCCAGUCCCAGUAUCUCCAGUACCACCAGUCCAAAGAUGGAGCCGCCCCCAUCGCCACACGCCAACCGCAAGAAGCACCGGCGGAAGAAGAGCACCAGCAACUUCAAGGCGGACGGCCUCUCUGAACAAGAGGAGAACUUUGAGUUCACCAUCGUGUCGCUGACGGGUCAGACGUGGAACUUCGAGGCCACGUCGUACGAAGAGCGGGACGCCUGGGUCCAGGUCAUCGAGAGCCAGAUCCUGGCCAGCCUGCAGUCCUGCGAGAGCAGCAAGAACAAGUCUCGCCUGACCAGCCAGUCGGAGGCGAUGGCGCUGCAGUCCAUCCGGAGCAUCCGGGGCAACGGGCGCUGCGCCGACUGCGACGUACCGAACCCGGACUGGGCCAGCCUCAACCUGGGCGCUCUGAUCUGCAUCGAGUGCUCCGGGAUCCACCGGAACCUGGGGACCCAUCUGUCUCGGGUCCGGUCCCUGGACCUGGACGAGUGGCCGCUGGAGCUCAUCAAGGUGAUGUCGGCCAUCGGCAACGAGCUGGCCAACAGCGUGUGGGAGGCCAACGCCCAGGGCCGCCUCAAACCGGGGGCGGACGCCAGCAGGGAGGAGCGUGAGCGUUGGAUCCGGGCCAAGUAUGAGCAGCGUCUGUUUGUGGCGGCGCUGCCCGCCGCCGACGCGCCUCUGGGCCAGCAGCUGCUCCGCGCGGCGGCCGAGGAGGACCUGCGCGGCGUGGUGCUGCUGCUGGCCCACGCCUCCCGCCAGCAGGUCAACGACACGUUCGGCGACGGCUGCUCGCCGCUGCACCUGGCUGCGCACAAGGGCAACGUGGUUCUGCUGCAGCUGCUGGUCUGGUACGGCGCAGACCUGACGGCGAGGGACGCCCACGGGAACAGCGCCAUGGCGUACGCGCGGCAGUCCGGCAGCCAGGAGUGCGUGGAGGUUCUGGCCCAGUACGGUGGCGCCGACGAGCGCUACGCCCUGAUGACCACGCCCAACCUGCCGCGCCGCAACGCCAAUCGCAACAACAGCUGCAGCAGCCUGGGCAGCGCCGCGCUCAUCUGACCGCCGCCACCACGGACCCAGAGCAUGAUGGGAGACGAGUCUCUUACCUCAUCGGCCAAUCAGAAUCCAGGAACACAUCCCACAACUCCCAUCUCCAUGGCGACGACAGGAGACCCAACCAGAACCAGGCCUGGUGGGACAGGAGCUGAGACUCUGUUUUAUUUAAGGAGUUUCCCUCGCUGUGUGUGUGUGUCAGAGUGUGUGUGUGUGUGUGUGUGUGUGUGUGUCUGGGUGUGUGUUGUGUGUGUGUUGUGGACCAAUGGGAGAGCGUUCCUGGGAGCUCAGGACCUUCGGUGUUUCUGAUUGGUUCAUUUUGGGAACGUCGUCUGACUAAGGGCUGUUUCUUCUUCUUCUUCUGUAAAUACUGCGCCUCUGUCCUCAGUUCCUGUCACGGUCGCCGUGACAACGAGCACAAACAGGAAGUAGUUGAGUCUGUCGGUCUGGUUUGGUUUGAUACUCAAGCAGGACGUUCUGGACGAUCUGAUUGGCCAAGUCAGCAAGAGGUCAAAGUGCAGCGGCGUAUUGGAGCCAUUAGAGAUGAAGAAUACGGAGUACAUCUCUGCCAACAAACUGAUCUAAAAACUCGUCUUCUCAGCUCACCAUGUUCUCCUUUACAAGCUCAGCUCCAAAAGUCAAAAAUCUGCAAGAAAAGAACUUUAGAAAUGCUUCAUUUUCUUUCAAGAUUGAUUUCAAACUUUGAGAGAUUUUUGGCAGAAAUGUACUCCAUAGGAGAGCCCAGUGGUUGAUCCAAACCUGGAGUUGAUCCAGACAGUUCUGGAUCCUGAACGCCGUUAGCUUCCUCUGUUGACGUUUAUUUAGCUAGCAGAAGUUUAACUUCAAACGUCUUUAAACCUGUUUGGUUCGACAGCCAUUUUGCUGGUAUCCAUGGUAACCUUAAGAGGCUGACGUUUCUCCUGUUGGCGUCAGGCCUAGUCAAAUCCCUCCUGGUGUUUGUAGAAAGUGUCGACUGAACCGAAGGGAGCCUCAGGAAGAACGCUCUGUCUAGAAAUCCUAACCUAGACGUUGCUGCAGCAGGUGAGUCGUUCUCAGAUGAAUUAUCUGAUUUCACGGCUCUGAAAUCAAACUUUCUCCUUUUGCCUUUUUUAUUUUGCCUUUAUGAUCCCAGAAUUACACCAACGGCUCCUCCAGGCAUUCUGUGUGAACAAUUUCUGUUUUUACUUUCAGUCCAACCAGAACCAGAACUACAGUGGAGCAUUUGGACCAUUAUAGAUUAUAAAAAUAGAUAGUGAGAGAAAAAACUUUUAAGAUUACAGAUUAAUAUCAGAAAUUUUAUGGAAGAAAAUUUGGAAAUCUGAGUUCAGAAAGUGAAAAUAUUUUUGAGGAAAGAUUCAGAAGUUUUGAGAAAAAUUUCACAAAUUUAUUUUAGAAAAAGGAAACAUGUUCUGAGCUUGUAAAGGUGAACAUUUUGAAUUUUAGUUAAGAUCAAUCUCAAAGUUUUUUUUCUCACUAAUGUGACUUGAGCUCAGAAAAUAUUCUAUUUUCUAGAAAUGUUCUAAUCUCAAAAUGUCUGAGUUUUUUAUGUAAAUUGUGUUGUUUUGGCCCAGAUCAGGAGGAUUCAGAAAUCCACUAAACUGAGCUGGAUUUAUGUUUAUUGAAACUCACAGCUUAUAUCCGUCAUCACAGCACAGCUUGGUUUAAAGGGAAAUUUCCAAUAGAUUUAUAAGUAAAAGUUGUUUAUAUUCUGACUUCAUAAGUAAUAAAGCAACCAGCCCAGAAUGUGUUUUAAGGUUAUAUGAGAAAAUAUGAUUCAACAAAAAUCUGUCCAGGAAGUUGGAUAUCAUUAUUUAGUUUACAUAAUAUAAGAUACAUUUUGUGAUUCAACUUCAAAAAUGGUGACAGUUGUGAAAUACAAUAAUAGGAAUUAUUUUAGCAGAAAAAAGUUUACAGGCCAAGAAAGACUGCUAACAUCAAUUUUACUGCGUUAAAAAGGGAAGCUAAUGCUAACUGUGCUCUGAAUUACCUGGACAAUAAACAGAAAAGCUGCUGAGUUA
Gambusia affinis (western mosquitofish) is the source of this 10309-nucleotide messenger RNA. RefSeq names its product ArfGAP with GTPase domain, ankyrin repeat and PH domain 1 (gene agap1). Bases 5088 to 8297 code for a protein of 1069 amino acids. Gene Ontology annotation, cellular component: nucleus. The transcript is spliced from 19 exons. Gene Ontology annotation, molecular function: GTPase activity; GTPase activator activity; GTP binding. The record is from RefSeq and is a predicted model, not a curated record. NCBI's taxonomy places the organism in Eukaryota, Metazoa, Chordata, Actinopteri, Cyprinodontiformes, Poeciliidae.